Molecule: messenger RNA, 1924 nt
Organism: Macrosteles quadrilineatus (aster leafhopper)
Lineage: Eukaryota; Metazoa; Arthropoda; Insecta; Hemiptera; Cicadellidae
Exons: 16
Coding region: 1-1821 (606 amino acids)
Biological process (GO): non-motile cilium assembly
Cellular component (GO): ciliary transition zone
Source: RefSeq, a predicted model, not a curated record
AUGACUGUGCAUGCGCAGAAAGUUCUGCCCGGCAGCGACUUGCCUCGGGGCAUAAUUUUGGAGACCUUCGCAUUUUGCCAUGAGGGCGCCUGGGGGCGUCUUUUCGACGUGCCCUGCCUCGCCCGGUCCUGUGUGUGGAGCUCCAUAAGCGCCCGUGCAAUUCCCGUCACACAAGACGCCCCGGGGCAAAGUGCCCUGUCGCGCCCUGCCUUGCCUGGUUCUUCGUCGCAAUUUCCAGGUUCAACCGUCAGUUUCAAAGAAGCUGUGGAAGUUACACACAAACCAACUCCAGUUCACUCUGAAGAUUCUGUCCAUUCUAAGAAGACGAUUGACAGUGACAGAUACAUAGCUCUGACCAAACAGCUUGAGCAAGCUCUGUGGGAGAAUGAACGGCUUAAGAAGCAGUUGCAAGAACGAGGCGGGGAUGAAGCUCUGAAGAGACAGAAUCAGAUUUUGGAAGACGAGCUGAACCAAGCUUUACGGGAACUAAGGGAAGUGAGGCCUAUUGCGGAGGAGCACAAUAAACAUUGUUCUGCUCUGCGGACAGAGAUAAUCACGAGAGAACACUGCCAUCAUGCGGAGGAACAUUUGGAGCCCGAGUACGCAAAGGAAGUGUCCACUGGGCAAACGAUACAUACUACGUUCACUGCUCAACAGGCGUCCCCAGUGCCGUCUUAUUCAUCAAGGGGACGACAACCGUACGUUUCCCAUGUUUCGCCACCACCCUCGGAACAUUGUGUGAAGACGGUGGACAUAAACGAUCCGGCCCAGCGGGCAAACUUGGUGAUCGUCUCAAAACACGAUUUUGAAACGGUGCUGAUGCAGAAGAAGAAGUAUACGACAGAAGUGGAAGUAAUGGAGCCGGCAGACGACAGACAAUCACUCAACUGUAAAUUGGAGAUCUGCAUGUUCGACUUGGACAUUGACAAUAGGAUGAUGGAGUAUCUGUCAAGCAUACAGCCAGAGCCCAAGGUGUAUGUAGAGUGGAGUUUCGUCGGGUUAGAUCAGAGGACAGCGCCACUGCCAGCGGAACGGGCUCUCUUCUACACCAACGUGAUGUACUUCGGCCCCCUCAGCUCUGAGAUCAAGCACUACCUAAAUAAGGUAGAGAUGCCAAUAGACCUGUACCUGGUAAGAUCCUCAGGGCAUCCUGUGAAGGUGGCUGAAGGCACGCUGGACAUGCUGCAAGCCAUGGAGCAGCCCAACAGAUGCUUCAUACGCAGUGUGUUUCUCCGAGGGAAAGACCUACCUAGCCGCUACGCAACAGACAGGGCUAUGGCAACCGUCAAUUGUUCAUUCAUUCUUCAUGAGUGCUGUGUUGGCGACCCACCAUUCAGGGACCAGCUAGAAGUUGCCAUUGGAACUUUGUACCUCAAGAAUAGAGACGGUGGGGUUGUGCCUGAUCAUGCAACUCAUAUUUACAUCGAGUACGCUCUUUUGGGUCACUGUGGUCCAGAUCUGGAGACUGACAGUAUUCCCAGGGGUGAAGUCAUGAAGUUCAAACACAGUAAGAAACUGAGAGUGAAUGAUGAGAAUGCACCUCACUUGAAGGCGAUGCUGGAAGACAGAGAUCCCAAGCUACUGAGGUUCACAGUGUGCGCCGAACCUUGCAGCUUGACUGCGGACACGGAGGUGGAGACAAUGGGGCAUGCAGACGUUAAUCUAAAUGAAGAAAUGAUAAAAAGAGGCCAAGAUUUGGUUAGUUCACAAGUUCCUGUCUACAGCGUGGAUGGUGAACACCUCGGUUCAUUGAGUGUAACCAUACUAGGGAUCGGUACACUGCAGCAGAUAUACGCAGACGGUAGAGUGAAGUCACGAUGACAAGUGGGUUAAGUAAGAAGGUUACAUUCAAACUGUACACAGAUAUUUGACAUCACAAGAAUUAUACUGUAUUCAUCUAAGAAUAAAAUAUGGUUACCACAGA